AUGUCGUCAGCAGAUACGAAUUCGAAUGGAGAACAAACUAUUGAAGGUGUUGCUAGUAAACUAGGCACAAAAGAGCAUUGGGAUAAUUGUUAUGAUAGAGAAUUAGAUGUAUACGAUGAAACUGGUGAUGUUGGAGAGAUUUGGUUUGGUGAAUCAUGUCUUAGAACGAUGUGCAAGGCUAUUGAAAAGAUAGCGAGUGUUACCAAAGAUCAUAGAAUUGUCGAUUUGGGUUGUGGUAAUGGAUAUACACUCAUCGAGUUGGGUCAGAUGGGAUUCACUAAUCUGUGUGGCACAGACUACUCUGAAAAGGCAAUCGAUUUGGCAAAGAAAAUAGCAGAACAAGAGGAACUCGAUAUAGAGUAUCUCGUCGACGACAUUAGAAACUCAAAGAUUGAAAAGGAUGCAUUCGACGUUGUCCUGGACAAGGGUACAUUCGAUGCCAUGUCACUCUCAGAGGACAAGGUACAGGCCAAAGAAGACUACCGCUCACACAUCCUAACCAUCUUGAAACCUGGAGGUCACUUUGUUAUCACAAGUUGCAACUACACUGAACAAGAAAUAUUGGCUUACUUUUCAAACUGUGGACUCGAAUUCUCACAUCACGUCAAAUAUCCAGUCUUUAAAUUUGGUGGUUCUACUGGAUCUUCACAAUCAACCAGUGUUUUUAUUAAAUCAAACUAA
Molecule: messenger RNA, 681 nt
Organism: Cavenderia fasciculata
Lineage: Eukaryota; Evosea; Eumycetozoa; Acytosteliales; Cavenderiaceae
Exons: 2
Coding region: 1-681 (226 amino acids)
Biological process (GO): peptidyl-lysine monomethylation; peptidyl-lysine dimethylation
Cellular component (GO): cytoplasm
Molecular function (GO): protein-lysine N-methyltransferase activity
Source: RefSeq, a predicted model, not a curated record